UAGAAAGAGGGGGAAGCGCUAAGCGAGCGGAGAGUAGGGGGAUCGACACGUGUCUGUUUCGAAGCACGUGUGAAGGCGGCGCUUAAGCUGGGAAGGGGGAUCUGGGGAAAAGGAAGCCCCCAGUUUCGGUCGUCGGCCAAAAUUAAGGGAGAAAGAGCUGCGGGAGUGGUUCUGGGGGGAAAAAAAAGGAGAUCUGGAAAGUGCCGGCUCCCCGCAUCUCUCCAACACCCUCCUUCUCCCUUCCGGCCUACUCGCGAGUAGGGGCGAGCGUGCCUUUCGCAGCCUCCCCUUCCCCGCAGGCUCGAACCGCCCGCGAUCCUAAUCCCCCGGGGCCGGUCCCGAUCCAAGCCUUGCCGACCUUUAAAGAGGGUGGAUCGUGCCUGCCCUGCCCCCCUCUUGCUUUUUGUCUCCCUGGCCCCGACCCCCCCCCCCCCAAAAAAACCCUUCAACGCCUUCCUUGCGCCCACCUCCUCGCGAGUAAGCCCGCCACACCCCAAUGGCCAACGACACGUACCACUUCAUAAAAGACAUAAAGCCCGGACUGAAAAAUCUCAAUGUCGUCUUUAUUGUGCUGGAGAUCGGGCGAGUCACCAAGACCAAAGACGGGCACGAGGUCAGAUCCUGCAAAGUGGCUGACAAGACGGGAAGCGUUACCAUCUCGGUGUGGGACGAGUUGGGGGGUCUCAUCCAGCCAGGCGACAUCAUACGACUGACCAAAGGGUAUGCAUCUCUCUGGAAAGGAUGUCUCACACUUUACACUGGAAGGGGAGGAGAUCUUCAGAAAAUAGGAGAGUUCUGCAUGGUGUAUUCCGAAGUGCCCAAUUUCAGCGAACCCAACUCUGAUCACCAGGGGCAGUCCAGUAAAGGGGGGCAGAAUGAACAGAGCAAUUCUCUUCCACCAAGUCAUAUGGGUACUUGUACUUUUGGGCCAAGUGGAAAUGGCGUACACACGGGGUCCGAGUCGAGUGGAGUGUCGGUGGGGUAUAAUAACUCUACCUCCUAUGCGGGUACGGGGAGGGCCGGCGGCCGGGGCCCCACCUCCACGCUGGCACCGGCGAAUAACCCUCGCCCCAUCCAAGGCUCCAUAACUAACGGGCGGGAUCCUCGCAGGGCUUCCAAAAGAUGACCCAGACCGGCCGCCUCGCUGUCCGUCAAAACUGUACCACCCUACUUGAACACUUACCUGCACUUUUAUUUAUGGCAACUGUGAGAAAGGUUCCUUGUUCCUUUCCUCCUUCCUUCCUUCCUGUUGUAUGGAGAGAAGGAUUCUUUUGUGUCUCCCCCCCCCCCCCCCCUAAUUCCCUCUCAUCAAGAAAACACAGUGACGCUGCUGACGUCUUAUAUUUCAAGGAGGGAAAGAUCUUAAAAAUUCAGGGGUCCUAGUCUGGAAACCCCGGGGUUCUUUGUUGAAAAUUAGAGGUUGAUUCUAAAACAAAAGCUGAUUUUUUUUGUUUGGGUGUUUCUUUUAGAGGUUUUUUUUAAUUUUUUUUUGGGGGGGGGGUCCCGUUUGAAUUCAGCCAGCCCCACAGCCUUAAGAAGGUCUCUUUCCUCUUUUUGUGAGUCCUGCACAGCUACUGGGAGCUCACAAACAAAAGGGACCCAGGUUUCCUGAGUCGUUCGACCUUGCAAUAAAUCUAGACGGAAUUGUCCAGUUCUACUAGCAGAGAGAACUAUUAAGUUUCUUUGGUUUUUGGGGGGGAUGGCUGUGAUUGGCUGGAGAAGGCAAAAUCUCUCUUGGAAAACCACGCACACUUAUUCUUCCCAGAGCCAGUGUAGCUUACUCUAGAGGAAGUUCAGACAGAUCCAUGGGAAACAUAGUUCAGCGAGUCAUCCGGGUUAGGCAAGAAGUAUUAAACAUGGUUGGGAAAAUUCAGAUGAAUGCGAACCAUACAUUUCAGAGCUAUUUCCUUCAGCAGGUCAUGUCUGGUAGGCGAGAAAUGCUAAACGCGGCUUUUAAGAGCUGAGUUUUAAUCCCUCCUCAAGGUUGCCAUAGAGCAUUUGCCGUCAGUAGGAAUCCCGCUGGAAAAUCAGUAAGGGCGAUUAGCAUAAUAGCCGUUUUCUAUAAUCAGAGUCACGUAUAGCACAGCUGUUAAUGACUAUGGUUUCUUGGUGACAUUUGAACCCCGAAAGAAGGUUCACUGAAGCUGGGAAUGUUUCCCUGUGUCAGACUGGAAAACCCAAUUCCUUUGCUUAAGUUGGAACAUCUGGGUUCCUUGGCUUUUCUUUUUGCACAGUAUUCUCUUGUUUUGCAACAGGAGAGCAUUUGGAUUUCCGGUGCAGUUCUUAGCAGAGUUUAUGCUCUUCUGAGCCCUUAGAAGCAGACUUACAAGGGUGCAAUUCUUGUUUUCUGACUACACCGGCAAACCUUGCAGCUGCCGUAAAAAGAGGACAGUCAAGGGCAAACUUGGGGCUUUUUUGGAGCAGGAACUCCUUUGCAUAUUAGGCCACACCCCACUGAUGUAGCCAAUCCUUCCAAGACCUUACAGGAGUCUUAGUACAGGGCCUAAUGUCAGCUCUUGGAGGAUUGGCUGCCUCAGGGGUGUGUGGCCUAAAAUGCAAAGGAGUUCUUGCUACAGAAAAAAGCCCUGGGCAAACUCGAACCACUUCAUUACCGGUGGUUCAUUUUAAAUCGGGCCAAAAUCUACUCAGGUGAGGAGCUGGCAAAGAAAAACUGGUCGGUACUGAUGGGACCCCUCCUGGGAGACUAUUUCCAGCUGAAUUCUCAAGUGCCUGGAUGAGACACGCCCGGUUUUACUUACAGCGCUGAUAACUUUAAUGUCUCGAAAUGCAGCGCCAACGCCGAUCGUUUUGAAGCUAGCUAAGCGUGAAAAGGGAGGAAAGCUUGCGGACUCGGAAGGAGUUGUCUUACAAAAGAGAUGUGCAUUUUUUUUUAAGUUUUGGAUAAAUGUAAAUGUUCUUGGGGGCUUGCACCAAAUAGCCCUGAGAAUUCAGUCUGUCUGCUCUGCGUUUAGGGAAUCGCCUUUGGAAUCCGCAAGGUGUGCUGUAAAAAGACUGACCGUCCCUCCCCUUGGGUUUUGUUACAUUUUUCUUGAAGCGGACCUCAUAAAUAAAAGUUGCACUAACGACGUUUAAAUAGAAA
Molecule: messenger RNA, 3100 nt
Organism: Heteronotia binoei (common prickly gecko)
Lineage: Eukaryota; Metazoa; Chordata; Lepidosauria; Squamata; Gekkonidae
Gene: NABP1
Product: nucleic acid binding protein 1
Exons: 6
Coding region: 497-1126 (209 amino acids)
Biological process (GO): mitotic cell cycle checkpoint signaling; double-strand break repair via homologous recombination; response to ionizing radiation
Cellular component (GO): SOSS complex
Molecular function (GO): DNA binding
Source: RefSeq, a predicted model, not a curated record